UGGUCUGUCUGAGGUCAGUCACGUGGUGGCCUGCAAGUUUCCGUGUUUACAGAGAGCUCACUCUGGCAGGACGGCGUUGAGUUUCUAAGAAGAUGGUGUGCAGCCAUGGCAUUUUUAAAGACGAAAGAACGAUCUAAAGAAAGAUUCUCUCUGUUGUUGCUGGAUUUGGAGGAAUACUAUUUUGAACAGCACACUGCGCACCAAGUGACUGCCAACUCAGCUAAGGAGAGAAAGAUAAGGGGAUCAUUCAAGGUGUGUUCCAAGUCAAUCAUAUUUGACCCAGAAGAUAUCACAGAGCCAAUUUUAAAGAUCCCCCUCCGAGACUGUAAAUGCAUCGAGGUUGUGGAGAAAGAGCGUAACCCUUUCAAUGAGACCAAGCCACCUUCCAUCUCUAUUUCAUGUGGACAGGUCUGCUACAUCAAAGAGAGCAAUGUCAUAGCACCUUACAGAAUUGAGAGGGGAGGACAGAGUUUGACCUUUCAGUUGGAAGUCUGGAAUAAAACGGAGGAUGUUGUCCAAAUAUUACUUCAGCUCCACAGGGCUUCCUGUCUGGAAAAGCUCGGAGACCAGACCGCCAUGAUUGAGGCCAAUUUACAGUCACGACUGGCAAGAUCAUCAUUUGACAAAAACAGUUUUCAGAGCGUUGCUGAGAAGCCUCACAUGGAGUGUGCGGUGGAGAUGGUCAUGCCUCUGGUGUCCAACCCCGGCCAUGUCUGCAUAACAGAUGAAAACCUCUACUUCCAGCCACUCAACGGCUAUCCGGAGCAGGUGAUUCAAAUCAGGCUCCACAGGAUCAGGCGGAUCUACAAAAGAAGGCAUGGCCUCAGACCGCUGGGUCUUGAGGUGUUCUGUACUGAGAACGACUCCUGCUCUGACAUUUACCUGAAGUUUUACAACACUGCAGACCGAGAUGAAGUCUAUUACUACAUCGCCACUUUCCUAGAGAACCACGUGACGGAGCACACAGCAGAGAGUUACAUGCUGCAGUGGCAGCGUGGCCAUCUCAGUAACUAUCAGUAUCUCCUGCACCUCAACAACCUGGCCGACCGCAGCUGCAAUGACCUCUCCCAGUAUCCCGUCUUCCCCUGGGUCAUCGCCGACUACACCAGCACACAGCUGGAUAUGACAAACUCUGCCACAUUCAGAGACCUGAGCAAGCCAGUGGGAGCCCUGAACAAAGAGCGACUAGAGAGACUACUGGCCCGCUACAGAGGCAUGCCUGAACCCUGUUUCAUGUAUGGAAGUCACUACUCAUCUCCAGGCUAUGUCCUCUUUUACCUGGUCAGAGUUGCUCCAGAGCACAUGCUGUGUCUCCAGACUGGCCGCUACGACCACGCAGAUCGGAUGUUCAACAGCAUAGGUGAAACAUGGAAGAAUUGCUUAGAGGGAGCAACUGAUUUCAAAGAGUUGAUUCCAGAGUUUUAUGGAAAUGACUCCAGCUUCCUGGAAAACAGACUGAAUCUUAAUUUGGGGCGGAGGCAGAAUGGAAGCUGCGUUGGGGAUGUUGUUCUCCCACCGUGGGCCUCAGAUGCUGAUGACUUUCUUCAAAAGAAUAAAAUAGCACUGGAGAGUCAGUUUGUAUCAGAGCACCUUCACGAGUGGAUUGAUCUGGUGUUUGGCUUCAAACAGAGAGGAAGUGAAGCUGUGGCAGCCCAUAAUGUGUUUCAUCCAUUGACUUAUGAAGGCGGCAUUGACUGUGAUAGCAUUGAGGACCCAGACCAGAGAAUCGCCAUGCUGACCCAGAUCCUGGAGUUUGGCCAGACACCCAAACAGCUGUUUACCAGCCCUCACCCUCAGAGGAUCACACCCCGCUUUCACAAUAUAACACGAAGCCCCAGCAUCAACACGCCACUCAGCGAGCUGUCCCCAGCUUCUCCUAGUGAGGACUCGUCGUUUGAAGACCUGACUGAGGAGAGCAGGAAAUUGGCCUGGUCAAACAUGGGCAAUCUGAAACUCCUGUCCAGCCACAAAAUACAUAAAGAGGCUGUGACAGGCAUUGCUGUGACUCGAGAUGGAGCAGCCGUUUUCUCCACAUCACAAGAUUCAACAUUAAAAAUGUUUUCCAAAGAGCUGAGUGACUUCCAGAGGAGCAUGUCCUUCUCCAACAUGGCAUUAUCAUCAUGCCUGAUGCUGCCAGAUGAUAAAACAGUGGCUUGCUCUUCGUGGGACAACAAUGUCUAUUUCUAUUCCAUACCGUUUGGCAGGCGGCAGGACACGCUGAUGGGGCAUGACGAUGCGGUCAGUGAAAUGUGCUGGUAUGAUGACCGCUUGUACACAGCAUCCUGGGAUUCCACCGUCAAGGUUUGGCAGCGUGCAUCUGAUAAUACAUCAAGUCAAAAGAGAUCCCAGUUUCAGCUGCUGGCUGAGUUCGAACAUGACGCUGGGGUGAACACUAUUGGUCUGAAUCCAGCGGGAACUCUCCUGGUAUCAGGUUGUAAAGAUGGCACCGCCACCAUCUGGGACACCGGUAACUAUGGGAUACUGCAGCAAGUCCACUGCCACGCUGGAACCAUCCACCACAUGGCCUUUAGCCCCGAUAGCAGACACGUUCUCAGUGUCGGUGCCGACUCCUGUCUGAAGGUUAUUGACGUCCAGACGGGCAUGAUGAUCUCAUCUGUGAAGGCUGAGGAGGAGCAGAAGUGUUUCUGCUGGGACGGGAACACAGCACUAUGUGGGGGGCAGUCUGGUGACCUCCUAAUCUGGGACCUGCUCAGCAACACAGUUACCAAGAGGAUCCCCGGACACUCAGGUGCUGUUACAGCCAUGUGGAUGAAUGAGCAGUGCACCACGGUCGUCACGGGGGGAGACGACAAACAAAUCAUCUUCUGGAAGCUCCAGUGUUAGAACAGCUGUCUCUGCAUAUAAUCAACCUGCUGUGGAAAACCAAGGGAUUCCAUGGCAACAUAAAGGACAAAAUAGGCCAAGUAUUUUCAAGACUGCAUGACACAACUAUCUGACUUUGCAUAGACUUAUUAAAUAAUCUUCAAGAGCCCAAACUUACUGUACAUGUACAGUAUCACCUGGACCUGUUGGAGGGGGUGACAGUCAAACUUCUGCUUUCAAUCAGAAACCAAAAACAAAUUAUACAUAGUCAUGUUACAUAUCAUUGGUAUCUAGAGACUAAUGGGCCUUUUCGCUGUUGAGCUUAAAAUAGGUCAAGAACAUGAACUAUAUGUUCACUUUGUUUUUCACUUCUGUUUUUUAUGGCCCAUAUGGCUGUUUGUGUGUUUUGUUUUUCAGAUUUGUCAGUCAUGUUAUUCUGCUUUUUAAAUUGUCAAUCAUG
Messenger RNA from Myripristis murdjan (pinecone soldierfish), 3283 nucleotides. RefSeq names its product neutral sphingomyelinase (N-SMase) activation associated factor (gene nsmaf). The record is from RefSeq and is a predicted model, not a curated record. Bases 106 to 2844 code for a protein of 912 amino acids. Gene Ontology annotation, molecular function: protein binding. Lineage: Eukaryota; Metazoa; Chordata; Actinopteri; Holocentriformes; Holocentridae. The transcript has 31 exons.